Aegilops tauschii subsp. strangulata is the source of this 978-nucleotide messenger RNA. RefSeq lists its product as uncharacterized. NCBI's taxonomy places the organism in Eukaryota, Viridiplantae, Streptophyta, Magnoliopsida, Poales, Poaceae. Gene Ontology annotation, molecular function: DNA helicase activity. The record is from RefSeq and is a predicted model, not a curated record. Gene Ontology annotation, biological process: DNA repair; telomere maintenance.
AUGGGUAAGGACCUAUCAUCAUUCCCUCUCCCAGAAAUUGACGAGUCAUAUGAUGCCUCAGAUAAUGAGGCUAGGGAGAUCAUAGAGGAGUCCACGAUAGAGGUGGACCCAGAACACCUUGGCUUGCCAUCUUUCCUAAACCCAGAACAGAGAUAUGCAUAUGAUGAGAUACUUGCGACCAUCAAUAGUGGCCAAGGAGGUGUGUUCUUUGUUGAUGGACCCGGAGGCACGGGAAAGACUUAUCUGUACAAAGCACUACUUGCAAAAGUACGUGCCGAGGGUAAAAUAGCUGUUGCAACAGCGACAUCAGGCGUUGCUGCAUCCAUCUUGCCUGGAGGGAGGACUGCACACUCAAGGUUUAAAAUACCAUUGAACACCGAAGACGGUGGGGUCUGUAGUUUCACCAAGCAAAGUGGGACAGCUAAGCUUCUUAUGAGGGCGUCCCUCAUAAUUUGGGACGAGGCCUCCAUGACAAAGCGGCAGGCGGUCGAGGCCCUUGACAAUAGCAUGAGGGACAUCAUGGCUCGACCUGACUUGCCGUUUGGUGGAAAGACAAUUGUGUUUGGGGGAGACUUCAGACAAGUACUUCCUGUUGUUCGUAAGGGAACAAGGUCCCAAAUAACUGACGCGACGCUGCGUAAGUCUUACCUUUGGGAGAAUAUGAGACAACUAAGACUUGUCCGUAAUAUGAGGGCUCAAAGCGAUCCAUGGUUUGCUGAUUACCUUCUCAGUGUUGGGAAUGGCACUGAAGAUACCGUGGAUGAUGAUUACAUACGGCUUCCAGAUGAGAUUUGUGUACCAUACACCAGCGACGCCACUGAUAUUGAUAAGCUUAUUGAAAGUGUUUUCCAGAUGACCCUAGAAGAAAACCUCUUGGAUCCAAAUUACAUAACGUCCCGAGCAAUUUUGUCAACUCGGAAUGAGUACGUUGACAAGAUUAACAUGAAAAUGAUUGAGAGGUUUCCUGGGAGGAGAUGA